AUGGCGCGCGGGAGCCGGCCGGGCCCGCUGCGCGCCCUGCUGCUCUUGGCCUUGCUGGCCGCCCUGCCGCUCCCGCAGGGAGGCGGCCCGGCGGCCGCGGCCCCGGAAGGGGUUCUGCCGGGGGGCGCCCCCCUCCCGCUCGCCCAGGCGCUGCUGGGCCUGGUGCCGCCCUCCGCCCGGGCGCGGGCGCGGCGCAGGAGGCGAGCUCGCGGGGAGCCGCUGCGCUACAUGCUCAGCUUGUACCGGAGCGUGGCCGACCGCCACGGGCAGCCUCGCGGGGACCGGCGGCUCAGCACGGACACCGUGCGCCUCGUCCAGCCCUUCGCCAAGGCCCGCCAGCCGCGGACAGGUGCCUGGCUGGUCUGGAACCUCGACUACCACCUGGAAAUCGAGCCCCAGGUGGAGCGCCUGGUGAGGGCCACGGUGGUGUACUCCCAGACGCAGUCCUCCCCACGCAGCCAGUUCCUGUGCUCGGCCGAGCUGCUGUCCAGCCGAAGGGCCACAUCCCGGGCCCCCCUGGGCCUCGCCUCCCCACAGGCCGACGGGAGGAGCACCACCACCGCCUCCUCCCGGGAGAGCUGGGUGGAGAUGGACCUGUCCGUGCGCCUCCCGCUGUGGGCCUGGGCCCCCCCCAAGAGCCGGGUGGUCCACGUGAGCCACGCCUGUGCCUGCCUGGGAGGGUUGUGGGGCCAGGAGGACUCCCCCGCUCUGCACGACCCCUUCCUCCUGCUGUACCUCAACGACACCCGGAAGGUCCUUCGGACCGGGCUGAGGGGCUUGGGCGCCAGGCUCGUGCCCUCCCCACGAAGGCCGGCUCACGUCCGCUGGGCCCGCCAGGCGGGCGAGCUGGCCCUGGACCUGCCCGGCUACCGCUGCACGGAGCACGCCGAGCGGAGCCAGUGCGCCCUGCACCCCUUCCGGGUCAGCUUCCGCCAGCUGGGCUGGGACCACUGGAUCAUCGCCCCCUCCUGGUACCGGCCCCAGUACUGCAAGGGCAGCUGCCCCCGCGUCCUGCGCUACGACUUCCACUCCCCCAACCACGCCGUCGUGCAGAACCUCAUCAACGAGCUGGUGGACCCGAGCGUCCCCCGCCCCUCCUGCGUGCCCUACGAGUACGGGCCCAUCAGCGUCCUCAUCCUGGAGCAGAACAGCGACAUCCUCUACAAGGUGUACGACGACAUGGUCGCCAAAUCCUGCACCUGCCGCUAG
Molecule: messenger RNA, 1209 nt
Organism: Varanus komodoensis (Komodo dragon)
Lineage: Eukaryota; Metazoa; Chordata; Lepidosauria; Squamata; Varanidae
Gene: BMP15
Product: bone morphogenetic protein 15
Exons: 2
Coding region: 1-1209 (402 amino acids)
Biological process (GO): BMP signaling pathway; SMAD protein signal transduction
Cellular component (GO): extracellular region
Molecular function (GO): cytokine activity; growth factor activity
Source: RefSeq, a predicted model, not a curated record